Messenger RNA from Equus caballus (horse), 2354 nucleotides. It is a transcript of the gene DNAJC5B, whose product is annotated as DnaJ heat shock protein family (Hsp40) member C5 beta. The record is from RefSeq and is a predicted model, not a curated record. NCBI's taxonomy places the organism in Eukaryota, Metazoa, Chordata, Mammalia, Perissodactyla, Equidae.
UUUGCUCCCCGGAGCUCUCAGGUCUUCUGUCCUGGACCAGCCAAUGGGUGUUGGGUCUGAGACCUCAGAAGUUCAACAAUUGCCUCCAAGUUUCUCCCUUCAGACAGAAGCUUCAAAAACAGAUUUUUGUGAGAUUACAAUGUAGAUCCCCCAACUGACUUGUACUCGACACUAUUGCAAAACUUCAGCUUCAGAAGAAUGCAAGCAAAGGGCGGCGUCCCUUCCAGACAUGGCUUACCCCACCCUAGUGUUUCUAGGGAUAACCAAUUGGCUGAUAGAAUAACAAAUGAAAAGUAACUUGAAUCCAUUGACCCGCUUAACCCUGCAUGUGAACAAUGGAAAGGAGUAGCCGUUUGCUUUGAAACAGUGGAGGAGGCAUGAAACAGCUCAUUUUGUUGUUGCCUUCUUUUAUUGCUUUGCACAUCUAUUUCCAGACCAGUUGAAAACAGCAAGUUGUUCCUGUUUGAGAACACAGAGUCGGAGUUAUAGGAACAGCCUGAGAAAAUGGCAUGUAACAUACCUAACCAAAGACAGCGGACUAUGUCAACAUGUGGAGAAGGUCUAUAUGAAAUUCUUGGUCUGCAGAAGGGAGCAUCAAAUGAAGAAAUUAAGAAAACCUACAGAAAAUUGGCCCUGAAACACCAUCCAGACAAGAAUCCAGAUGAUCCAGCUGCUGCUGAGAAGUUUAAAGAAAUCAACAACGCCCACACAAUACUUACCGAUCUGUCAAAGAGAAAUAUAUAUGACAAAUACGGAUCUCUGGGACUCUAUGUGGCUGAGCAAUUUGGAGACGAAAAUGUUAAUACCUACUUUAUGCUGUCAAGCUGGUGGGCAAAGACCCUGUUUGUUAUCAUUGGCCUCUUGACUGGCUGCUAUUUUUGCUGCUGUCUGUGUUGCUGUUGCAACUGCUGUUGUGGACGCUGCCGGCCCAAAUCAUCUGUGCCAGAAGAGGAUUUCUAUGUGUCUCCAGAGGAUCUUGAGGAGCAGAUCAAGACUGACAUGGAAAAAGAUGUGGACUUUCCAGUUGUUCUCCAGCCUACAAAUGCAAAUGAGAAAACACAGCUAAUCAGAGAAGAACCUCGAAGUUAUUGCACAGACUCUUAAUAUUGAGCCCAUUGAGGGUCCACCGUACCUCCUCUUGGUUCAGCCAUGUCUCCAGGUGGUUAUAGGGGGAGGGUAGGUAGCAUGAAAUGCUGUGAACUUUUCCACAUUUGUAUUUAACUCUUAGGUUAGGGAAUAUGAUUGCUACAUAAUUUUCUCAGUAUGCAGUCUCACUCUGAGUAGAAUUACUAAUGAAGCACAUUCCAUUUUGAUGAAUAAAGGCUUGAAGAGUUGUUUUAUGCUCCUUGCAUGAGGUAAGACAAUGGCAUUGGGCAGGCGUUAUGAGCCUCCCUUUGUGUGAGCCAGACCUCAUUCCUUACAGCCUAAAGAAGUAUUCCAAACAGAAACCACUAGUCAUCUAUUUAACUAAAUGCAAUAUUCAUACUUCCCACAAAUAUCAUCAGCAAAAUACAUAUGAGAAUUUAGGAGGAAUUGUGUGUGCGUGAUUUUUCCCUGUCAGUAUUCAUUAUGGUUACAGAAAUAUUUCAAGAGACAGGAAGAAAUGAUUAGGUAAAAAGACAAAUCACAUUAUUUUAAAGUAUCUUUUUGAAAGAUUAAAAAUUGUCAUUUACUGAAAACUGACAAGUAAAACUAGGAGGAAACAGGUUUUGUGUGUACUGUUAGACUGCUAUAAAAACAAUAACUAAAACAAAACUUCAACCUGGCUAAAUGUUAUAAAUGAUCCAGAAAAUCAUUCUGAGCCCAAACCAGCCCUAAGAAAUGUGCUGACCAUUUUUAAGUAAAAGUAAUUUUUGUACAACUAGCCUAGAUUAGACAGACUAAGGAAAAGAAACACAGGAAGUAAAGGGUAGAAUUCUAAAUUUUAUAGCCUAAGUUUAAAUUUAAAGGCAUAUUACUUACCUCAUUUUUGGUGGGAUAAUUAUAUUGACCAGAAAAUGCUUAGCUCUGUGCAUGUUAAACACUGAAGCUCAGAGGCCAUCCCUGCAUGUAAUUGUUUGAUCCUUAUAUCCAUCAUGUGUUCCAAACCAUGUGCUAUUUAUAAAAUAGUACAGCAGCAAACGUGUUUGUUUUUUCUAGGUCUUUCUUAGUUCUUAUGUAAUACUGCAUUUUUGAAGACCUUGUUAUGUUUUUAUAUAAUAUUGCAUGAAAUGUCAUUUUCUUUUUUCUUUUUUUCUUAUUCCCCACUACUACCAAAUUAAAGUCAAUGGAGGCUAAAUAAACAUUGUAAGUGAGAAUUGGUGUUAUACCACUGGCAGUUCUAAAGUCAUUAAAACUCUACUCUAAGUCAUGAA